Frankliniella occidentalis (western flower thrips) is the source of this 6174-nucleotide messenger RNA. RefSeq names its product polypyrimidine tract-binding protein 2-like. Gene Ontology annotation, cellular component: nucleus. The transcript has a single exon. The coding region runs from base 355 to 1905 and encodes 516 amino acids. Gene Ontology annotation, molecular function: mRNA binding. The record is from RefSeq and is a predicted model, not a curated record. Gene Ontology annotation, biological process: mRNA processing; regulation of RNA splicing. Lineage: Eukaryota; Metazoa; Arthropoda; Insecta; Thysanoptera; Thripidae.
GGAACUGCAAGGAACGAACGGAACGAUACGGAUCCAAGCAAGCAAGCGAUGGAGGCCUAACAUUAUCGAUUAAAAAUAGCUGGCAGACGAAAAAUAUAGCAUCUCCGUCGGUUUGGACACUUGUGCGUCUUUUGUAAGGCGCGUUUCGGUUUCGUGGUCAUAUCAUUGUGCGGUGUUUUGUGAAAGAGAUCUCGUGUCGUGUGGAAAAGUGACGGGAUCGGCUCCGGAGAGUACACGCGUCACUCGUUCAGGGCACAAUAGCCUGUGCAAGCCGCGGGGCGGCAGCGCCCGCAAGUAACAAGUGUCAGAGGAGAGGAGACUGAUCUCUUCACCGGCUCGUCGCCCGACCGAAAUAUGAAUGGAGAUACGAUGGUCGGCAUUAAGCGAGGCCCCGAAGAGUUCCGCAACAACGCCAGCAACGGCUCGGGGCCCAAUUCCACGGACAGCGAUUCGAAAAAGAUGAAGCUGGAGGGCAAGCCCUCGCGCGUCAUUCACGUAGGCAACAUUCCCAACGACACUACUGACGCCGAAGUGGUGCUGCUGGGUGUACCGUUCGGCCGCGUUACCAAUGUGCUGGUGCUGCGGAGCAAGAACCAGGCGUUUUUGGAGAUGUCUGACGAAGCUGCAGCCUCCAAUCUGGUCCAGAAGUACUCCCAGACCCAGCCUCAGAUCAGGGGGAGGUCAGUCUACACCCAGUUCUCCAACCACCGGGAGCUCAAGACAGAAACCACCUCCAAUGCCCUCUUGAAUCAAGGGAUGCAGACGCAGGAAAUUGCAGGGAAUGGCCUGAAGACGGAUGUGACAGAUAAUGGUGGUGGGGUGAACACGGUGCUGCGUGUGAUUAUCGACAAUAUGAUCUGCCCUGUAACGCUGGAUGUGCUGCACCAGAUAUUUUCUCGCUGUGGAAAAGUAUUGAAGAUAGUUACUUUCACCAAGAAUGGCACAUUCCAAGCAUUGAUUCAGUUCUCUUCUGAUCGUGAAGCACAAGCAGCCAAAGUAAGUUUAGAUGGCCAAAACAUCUAUCACAACUGCUGUACACUCCGCAUUGAUUUUUCCAAAAUGAGCAGUUUGAACGUCAAGUUUAAUAAUGAGAAAAGCAGAGACUUUACCAACCCAUCGCUUCCUGCUGGAGAAGGUGUGGACGGUAUGAAUUCGAUGAGCCAGAGCAAUUUAUCAGGAGCUGCUGGGCUCUUGGGUGCUCCAUUUGUUGGCCUGGGAGGUCAGCUGAAUGGUGCAAAUGGCAAUGCUCUAGGUGGAGUAGGUGCAGGCUUGCCCUUGCUUGGCGGCUUUACUCUUCCAAGUAACAAUGCUGCUGCUACUCCUGUGCUACUUGUGACAAGUCUAGAUGAGCACACUGUCACUCCGGACCACUUAUUUACCUUGUUUGGAGUUUAUGGCCAUGUCUCACGUGUGAAAAUUCUGUAUAGCAAGAAAGACUGUGCCUUGGUUCAGAUGGCAGAUCCCAGCCAGGCUCAGAAUGCUUUAACUCACCUUGACAAGAUUCGGGUAUUUGGAAAACAAAUUCAUGUAAUGCCCAGCAAAUACCAAGCAGUUCAGUUACCAAGAGAGGGUCAACCCGAUGCUGAGCUUACUAAAGAUUUUGCUGGAUCUCCUAGACACCGUUUCAAGCAGUCGCUGUCAAAGAAUUAUCAAAAUUGUCAUCCACCUACUCAGGUUUUGCAUCUAUCAAAUAUUCCAUCUAGUGCAACAGAAGAAAACCUUAAAGAAGAAUUUGUUAAACAUGGUUUUGAAGUAAAGGCUUUCAAGUUCUUCCCUAAAGACCACAAAAUGGCCCUUAUUCAGCUUCCGACUGUGGAGGAUGCUGUAGAUGCGCUUAUUAAAAUGCAUGACUUUAUGCUUGAUGGUAACAAUAUAAGGGUAUCUUUCUCAAAAUCUCGCAUUUAAAGUGCUUUAUUGGGACAGGGUCAAACUAUUCUUUUUGAAUUGAGGCGAAUUCCUUUGUGUUUAAAAUUACUGCCUAGUAGAGUGUUGAUUAAACAAUCCUAUAUAAAUUAUGACUGACUCCUCACCUUGCUGUGUGAAUCUAAUGGAGGAUAACCAAAGCCAUUAUUCUGCUUUGUAUUACAAGGAUUUAUGUGAAUUACAGUACGCCACUCUUUGUGGCAUUGAUUUCCUACAUCAUACUGUGUAAGGUAUCUACAAGCCAAAGUACCCUAAAGACCAUUUGGUCCAUGAAACAGUUGGCGUGAAUCCUUUUUUUACCUUAAUCAUUUUGAAAAUGUUAUGUGCUCACUUACAUGAAAGGUAUUCAGGCAACACUAUGGGCACAACCCCGACUGAUCUUGAUAGACUCUGCUGCUUCUGCAGUGCAAUCAUUUCAGCACAUAUUGGGCACAGUAGUACAUGCAGUGAUAUUUGAAUUUUUGAACAUUAAACAUAUCCUUAGUUCCUUUAAGAUUUGUUAUAGCUUGCGUGGCCCUGUCCCUGAAUCAUCAGGUCAUUAUUACUUUAAAAUUAGUUCUUGAUAUGAGUUAAGCAACAUAGUUUUAAUUCUGUUAACUACUGUGUGGUGUUAUCUUUAUGGAAUUGAAACUGUUUACUCAAUCUUCUUGUAUUAUAAAUAUUUAGCAAUUGGCAAACAAAGUACCUUAUGUGGGAAUAGUUUCCCCAUCUUCUAAAAUUUGGUGUGUUCAAUAGAUUGCGAUCUCCAUAUGGUCUAAUGUCAUAGCAAAUCACAUUAGUAACUGAAUGCAGACCAUGUUAUAUUCCAGUUACUCAUUUUAUGCAGAUAGGAAUUCCUGCACCUCUAUCAGCUAUUAACUGUUGUCAGUUUUUAUUUGCCCCAUUCUCAUUCCAAGAUUGCCAAUGAUUUAGCUGUUAAACUUACUGUGGCCACAAACCCAGUUUUAAUCCUAUGCAGUUUACAGAAGUAUUUGAUAAGCUGUAAAGACAUAUGUUCUUGAUGGUGCACCUUAAUGUGGAUCAAAGCGGCUGUGACUGAAAGACUCAAUCCUGUUAAUGGCUCUUUUUUCUUUAUUUCUUCCCCUUUUUCGUUUCCAAUGUGUUUAUCUCGCACACAAAAGACGAGGAACCGAUGUAGAGAAGGGGCCAAUGAAAAUGGAUGACCUUUUGUCUUGUAGCUGUAUCCAACUAGUAUUCCUUCCAGUUGGUGAUCCAGCUGUCUUCAGUACAAAACUUCAGUGCUUAAAUGCAUUUGUGUGGUGUGAAUUAGCUGGACAAAUAUGCAGGGAAGUUACCCUAGUUCCUGUUGUCCAACUAGAAAUUAUUUUCAUAUAUGCGUCUCCUGGGAGUGCUUCAUAUGCAUGGAGUAACCGGAUUGAAUGCCAUGUAUUUUCUUUUUCCUUAAAUGUUAUUUUCACAUUUCAAACCUCAGGUAUCUAUGUAAGUCCCAAUUUUUCUACUGGGUAGUUUAGUUUAUGCUCAGUAAAAAAUAAACCAGUGAUGCUUGGAACUGUUAACUGUUUCUGCUCACUAGGACAUGGUUUCUGCUUUAUCAGUACUGAAUGUAUAAAAAUAACAAACAUUUCAGAAUAUGUAUAGCUGCAUUUUUUCUUGGCAAUUUAGUUAUUUUUUUAUUGGCUUUGUACUUUUCUCAGAAAAGUAUUAAAUUUAUCUAGUAACACCUAUAUAUGGUACUCUACAAUUAAGGUUUUCUAAAUUUUUGUUACUUUUAUGGUAUUGACAUAUCCUCAAGCCUUCGUGCCGAAAUUGUAUUGGUGUUAUUUGGUGUGUUAUAGAGUGGUGGGCAAUUCAUUGUUGCUUUGGAACUGGAGGGUAUUUUAAUUUAUUAGAGUAGUGGAAGAACAGCGCUUGAGGCCAACUUUUUUCGUUGAGAUUAUCACCUUGUUUCUUUGAAGUUUAAUAUUUUAAAAAAUUGUUUUGUAUCUGUGUUAAUGCAUCAGUAAUAAAAAAAAACAAUUGUUUAUUCACCAUCAUAAAGUUGACCUAAAGCACUGUAUAAGAGAAUGUAGGAUGUUUAAGGUAUAUUUCCUUUGAAAUUAUGUUUCUUAUUUUUGUGUGUGCAUAUUUUGUUCUAUUAUUGUUUAGUUAGAAGGCAGUCAAAGUUUAUUUAAUUACCUACAACUCAAUGUCACCCCACUUUUCUUUCCCCCUUUCUUUUUGUUUGUCUUGCCUGAGUAUUCCACAAUUGUACAUAUUCAAUGAUCUGCCUUUCUUUGCAUAGUUACCUACUGUUUUUGUACUUUCACGACAGUGUCAUUAAAAUCAACUGUGGAGUAUGUCUGUGCAAUCAGAUUUUUAAGUCUAAGUUAUUGGUUCUAAUUAAUACAAGAAGCAAGUGAAGGUAUUUUUCUUGUUACUGUUUCCCUACAUUCUCUUGUAUAUCAGCAGUGGACCAUUAGGAUAUUUAGGCCUAUGAAGUAUUGAAAUGGCUAUUAACAGGUAGCUUAGCAGCUUAUAGCAUUCUUUUUUAUGAAAUUGUUUCAAAGCAUAGGACCAUUUUUGCCAAUCGGUGUUCUCUUUGUGAAGGGAGCGUUUUGUAGCCUUCGCAGCUGGGUGGCUACAAUAGACCAAUUGGUGUGGUUGUGCUUUAAUAUACAGUAUUAUAGAGAUGGUGUAAUGAUAAUUGAAAUCAAAAGUUUUUUCAUGAUUUAAGGAUGAUUCUGUUUGGCCAAAUCUUUGACACAAACCAUGUUAUAGAAUAUAUAUUAGUCUAGUAGUGGAUAAAUAUAUCCAUAUCUUUUGCUUUAGUGAUCUUGGCUACUGAUCACUAAUUUAAAUUAUUUUGUUGGAUGUAUAGAUAUAUAUAUAGAGAGAUGAUCUAAAUUAUUCUAAAACUCAUUACUAUUGUUUAUUUACUAUGUGUUUAGACAAGCUAAAUUGGUGGCAACUUGAUGGUCUUUACAGUUGUGUGUAUUCUUGCUUCUAUUCUUGUGUGUUUCUGAUCCUUGCCUUCUUGUUUCAUGACAUUUGAGACCUUUAUCUCUCUCUCUCCCUCUGUCUUACUGACCAUUGGCAAUUUUUCAGUUUGAAUACAAAAUGUAUUUCCCUCCCUCUAUGCAUAUUCCAAGCGAGUUGGUGCACAAUGUAAUGAAAAAUUCUGAAUAAAUGUCUGAACUAAGUCUUGUCUUGCUGUCCUCUGUCUUCCCGUCUGUCUAAUCUCUGUAGAUUUCCAUUCACAUCUACUCUGACUUUAUUUAUGGCCUAACCAUCCUGCUCUGAUCACUAUCGUCUCCUUUUCCAACCUAAUUCCCUUUUAUUUAAAUUUAAAGUGAUUUUACAGUUUUGGAGAGAUCUUUAACUCCACACCAUUUCCAGCAUUCUUUUGCUUUUUCCCUGUCUGUGAUAUUUGGAGUCUUGAGCUCCCCAGCCCCACACUUAUAAUGCAGUUUCCUCUAAAAGUAGGAAAGUAGUAUGGUAACUACCUUUUUAAGACUUUGUCAUGUGGUUGUCUUUUAUAGAAACAGAAGUAAUUUGCCAGGGGUAUGCAAAGCUAUGUAUAGUUUGAGUUUAGCAGCUUAUUUAGCUGUUAUGAGUGGAACAAUUGAGGAAGCUUUGGCUCUAUGCUACAUGUGUUGCCUGAAGCAGAGUUGGAUGGUUCUUCACAGCUUUUUCUCACUUGCAUUUCUCUCAUUUUCUAAUACUCUCUCAAUCUCUCUUUGCCCCUUUCUUUUCGUCUCAUUUUUAUUUUAUUUUGAGGUAAUGGAUGUAAUGCUGAAAGUUUUUGCUUCCUGUCUUUAUUCUUGCCACAUAGACUUCAUAAUUUAUUUUUUUGUUUUUGUUUUGAAAAACUUCUGCUUGUUUUCAAAUUGAGUAGAAACUAUAAUCACAGGCUGUGGUUUUUAAGGCUUCCUCGCUAUUUAUUAUUAUGUGAGUGAGGUGUUCUGAGUAGUUUAAGUUAUGGAGCAUUAGCACUUGGCUGUGGGCGAGUGAGAGAGACAGGGUCAUCCCUUGCUUUUUAAAAAAUUUGAUCAUUAAAAAUAUAUUUUUUACUUGUAUUUUAAAUGCAUGAAAGGAAGAUAUUACCAACAUAAGUAGCAUGACUCCUUGUGUGCAAACACGUCACUACUGAAACCAGGGUGACAAUCUGGAUGGUCCUGAGGUUAUCAUUUUCAACCCACCCACAUAUUUUUUGUUACAAUUUAUUAAUCAUUUGUAAUCUCCUGUGAUGUGUUUGGAGGAGCUGAAGACUGUUAAUAAAGAUGCACUCUAGCUGAAGAGUGAUUUAAAUGA